Sceloporus undulatus (fence lizard) is the source of this 2622-nucleotide messenger RNA. Its product is annotated as vomeronasal type-2 receptor 26-like. Gene Ontology annotation, biological process: G protein-coupled receptor signaling pathway. The transcript is spliced from 7 exons. Gene Ontology annotation, cellular component: membrane. The record is from RefSeq and is a predicted model, not a curated record. NCBI's taxonomy places the organism in Eukaryota, Metazoa, Chordata, Lepidosauria, Squamata, Phrynosomatidae. Gene Ontology annotation, molecular function: G protein-coupled receptor activity. Bases 1 to 2622 code for a protein of 873 amino acids.
AUGGUAUGCAAGAUCCACUGUGCUAAAUGUAGCAUCCAUGCUCGACAUUCUCCAUUUCAGAAGUAUCGUCAGCCAGGAGACCUCAUUAUUGGCGGCAUUGUUUCUCAAAAUUUCGUUUACUCCAGUUCAAUCACCUUCAGUGAAGAACCUCCAGCAGUAUUGAUUGAUGGGGUGAAAAGUCCUUCUGAUACUGCAUGCUACUUUUGUUUUGAUGUGGUCCCAAAGAAUUACCAGCAUAUCAUGGCAAUGACAUUUGCAAUAAAGGAGAUUAAUGAAAACUCUCAGAUCUUACCUAAUCUCACCUUAGGUUUCAAUAUUUAUGAUAGCUGCUUCAAUGCACAGCAGACCUAUUAUGCCUCUAUGCUUCUUAUAUCCUCCUUGGAGAAAUUUGUACCCAAUUACAUAUGUGAUAUCCAGAAUACUCUGAUAGCAAUCAUUGGUGGACUGGACUCCCAAACCUCCCUUCAUAUGGCAAAUAUCUUGAAUAUCUACAAGAUACCACAACUAACAUAUAGCCCUGCUCCAGUGAUAUCUGAUAAAGGCCCUGGCCUUUCUUUCUACCAGAUGUUUCCUGAAGAAGAGCUUCAAUAUGAGGGAAUUCUGUCUUUGCUUUUACACUUCAGGUGGACAUGGAUUGGGGUUAUUAUUAUGGAUACAGAGAAUGGAGAAAGGUUUGUGCAAAUGGUGCUUCCUUUGUUUUCCCAGAGGGGAGUUUGUUUUGCCUUUAUAGAAAGAAUACGCAUUCUAAAAAUGUUCACUGAGUUUGAAAACAUCCUGGAACAGGGAGAGAAGAUAGCUGAUAAAGUGAUGAGCAGCAAAGCAAAUGUAUUAGUGGCUUAUGGAGAAUCUUACUCCUUGGCAUAUUUCAGAUGGCUUUCAGUUUUACCUACAACUAAGAUAUCAACAGGCAAAGUAUGGAUAACAACUGCCCAGGUGGAACUUACUUCAUUUUCCUAUCAAAGGGCAUGGAAAGAAGACCUCUUCCAUGGUGCCAUAAGUUUCACAACUCAUUCUAGUGAUCUACCAGAAUUUCAAAAAUUUCUUAUAAAGAAAAAUCCUUUGACUCCAAAAGGAGAUGGCUUUAUCAGAGAGUUCUGGCAAGAGGCAUUUGGAUGUGUGUUGCCAAAUACCAGUGUGAAUCAAAUGGAUAUGAGAACAUGUACUGGGGACGAAAAGCUGGAAAGCCUCUCAGCAACAAUUUUUGAAAUGAGGAUGACCAGCCACAGCUAUAGCAUUUACAAUGCUGUGUGUGCUGUGGCCCAUGCUCUACAUGACCUAUUUUCAUCCAGACUCAAGUAUAAAGCAAUAACAGCUACAAAGCCACGAAAACUUCACAAUCAAUAUUUCUGGCAGCUCCAUCACAUUCUGAGAAGAGUCUCGUUUAACAAUAGUGCUGGGGACAAGAUUUCUUUUGAUCAGAAUGGGCAGUUGGUUACUGGAUAUGAUAUCAUCAACUGGAUUACUACCUCAAACAUUUCUAGAGUGAAAAUUGGGAGGAUAGAUCAUCAGAGUCCUCCAGAACAAGCGUUCAGCAUCAGUGAUGAUGCCAUUACAUGGCAUAGCUGGUUUAACCAGGUCCAGCCUAUUUCUGUGUGCUCUGACAGUUGUUAUCCUGGCUCCCACAAGAAAAUGAAGGUGGAGAAGCCGUUUUGCUGCUAUGAUUGCAUGCCAUGUCCAGAAGGAGAGAUUUCUGACCAGAAAGAUAUGCCUGAUUGCUAUAAAUGUACAGAGAGAACCUAUCCGAAUAAAAACCAUGACUUUUGCAUAGCCAAAGUUGUAACCUUCAUAUCUUAUGAAGAACCUUUGGGAACCUGCCUAGGUUUUGCCACGCUUCUCUUUGUACUGAUCACACUUCUGGUGCUGGGAAUAUUUAUGAAACAUCACAACAGCCCCAUUGUCAAAGCCAACAAUCAAAACCUCACCUACACACUCCUGCUGUCUCUUCUGCUCUCUUUCCUUUCUGCAUUGCUAUUUAUUGGCCAGCCUUCAAUGUUUACAUGUCUCCUCCGACAAACAGCUUUUGGUAUCAUCUUCUCAGUUGUGGUUUCUUGUGUGUUGGCAAAAACCACCACAACCAUCACAGUGGUUCUGGCUUUCAUGGCCACCAAGCCAGGAUCCAGGUUGACGAAGUGGGUGGGGAAAGGAAUGUCUAAGGCCAUUGUUCUUUACUGCACUCUUAUUCAAACAGGGAUUUGUACAGUUUGGGUGGCAACUUCUGCUCCUUUCCCAGAUGUUGACAUGCAUUCAAUGACCAAAGAAAUUAUCUUGGAGUGUAAUGAAGGAUCUGUGACUAUGUUUUAUUGUGUCUUGGGCUAUAUGGGCUUUUUGGCCACUAUCAGUUUUACUGUUGCAUUCCUUGCAAGGAAGCUACCUGACAUUUUCAAUGAAGCCAAAUUUAUCACUUUCAGUAUGCUGGUCUUUUGUAGUGUUUGGCUGUCCUUUGUUCCAGCCUACCUGAGUUCGAAGGGAAAAUACAUGGUAGCUGUAGAGGUCUUCUCAAUCUUGGCCUCCAGUGCUGGGUUGCUUGGCUGCAUCUUUACACCCAAGUGUUACAUAAUUAUAUUGCGGCCUCAGCUGAACAACAGGGAACAGCUUAUUUGGAGAAAACAUCAAAGAAUGUAA